Molecule: messenger RNA, 4202 nt
Organism: Hevea brasiliensis (rubber tree)
Lineage: Eukaryota; Viridiplantae; Streptophyta; Magnoliopsida; Malpighiales; Euphorbiaceae
Product: kinesin-like protein KIN-14Q
Exons: 17
Coding region: 535-3981 (1148 amino acids)
Biological process (GO): microtubule-based movement
Molecular function (GO): ATP binding; microtubule binding; microtubule motor activity
Source: RefSeq, a predicted model, not a curated record
AAGAUUCUCUUAUCAUAAAUUUUGAAGAGCAAGCGAUAUGCCCUUUGGUCACACGCAUCUGUCAGGCUGCAAAGGAUGGUGAUGUAAUGAUUUAUGGACAAAGCGGGGAGAGGUAUAAAUGGAGUCCGCUCCAUGACAGGACGGAGGGAGAAGGGUUAACAAAAUUCAAAUUUGAAAACGGUUGGCUCAGCUUUCUCAAUUACACAACGCAGAUUGAAUGUUUUCCUUUCCUUUUUCUCCGUUAACCAAAUCAUAAGCUUUCCUUUUCUCUUUAUUUUCUUCUUCUUCUUCAAUACCUUUCUUCUUUUUUUUUUUUUUUUAAUUUAUUUUUUUAUAAGAUUAUUACACAGUCUUCUCUUUUUAUGUGAUUCAAGCCAUUUCAAUGGAAGAUCACCGUCAUCAAUGGCAUACCCCACUUCUCCACACUGCUGUUCGAUGCCGCUGUGAAUUCCUUGUCCUUCUCUAAUUUUUUCUUCACUUUGCUGUUCUUAGACUUCCAAUACUCACUCUUCUCCAAGGUCUUCAACUCUGAAAAUGGCGGAUCCUGAUUCUUCAGCAUACCCAGAUAGCGACGAUUCUUGGCAAGCCAUUCAAAGCUUGGAAAAAAUUGAUACUCAAAAGAUUAUUGACCCUGUUUCCAAUGAUGCCAUUGACGAUCGCUCCAUGCUCGGUUUUUCUUUAACGUCUCCUGAUCUGGUUAUUUGCUCUGGUUCGCCUGAGAUACCGACGACUACCUAUGGAGAUUCCCCUGAAUUCGCGGAUAGGAACAAGUACAAGUGUUCUUUUGAGCUCUCUUUAGAGAAUGGUUUUAAGGUUACUGAUACCAAAGAUACCCAUAAAUCCACAUCUGUAAAGUUUUCUUCAAUAUGCCAAACAUUUGACAAGGAAUUGUCUCCUGAAUCUUCCCCGAAGUUCCUUAUAAAGCCAGAAAAGAAAGAGAAAUUCCUAGAAAAUCCCCUAUCUGUUUUGAGCAUCAAUGCAGGAUCCACUGAUGAGGCUGUGGUUUUGGAUUGUGCGGAGUUUUUGGAGGACAAUUGUUUCGCAGGUGGUGAUACUGUAAGGACAAAUGCUACAAUUGGAGAUGGACAGGAAGAUGGUCCUUCUCUGUACCAAACGGCUCGUUUUGGCAACUUCUUGUACUGUUUUCCUGCACUGGAACCAGGGAAUUAUGCUGUGAGUCUGCAUCUUGCAGAAAUUGUAUACACAGAUGGCCCUCCCGGGAUGAGAAUAUUUGAUGUUUUUAUACAAGAGAAAAAGGUUGUUUCAUGCCUAGACAUAUAUGCUCAAGUUGGUGCAAAUAAGCCUCUGGUUAUAUCUGACCUUAAAACUUGUGUUUAUGGUGAGGAAGGCGUAUCCAUUAAGUUUGAAGGAGUAAAGGGAAGCCCAAUCGUUUGUGGAAUUUCGAUAACCAAAGAUUCUUCCGCUUAUGCUGGGGAAGCUCAAUUUUUGAAACCAAUGGGAAUAUCUAAUGUGCGAGAAUGCAACUCACCCAAGCAAGACAAUGGGGAGCAAGAAGUGGAAGGAGAUUAUCAGGAGCUACUUAGACAUAUUGAGUUUCAGAAAAGGGAACUAACAGAGAUGAGGAGGGCAUUGGAGGAGCUUAAAAGGGAAAACCAACUUAAGAAUAGGGAAUGCCAAGAUGCUUGGAAGUCCUUACAGGAGCUACAGAAUGAGCUUAUGCGCAAGUCUAUGCAUGUUGGGUCCUUGGCAUUUGCCAUUGAAGGACAAGUGAAAGAGAAGACCAGUUGGUUUUCAUCAUUGAGGGACAUGACUAGGAAAUUGAAGCUUAUGAAAAUGGAGCACCUAAAGCUAUCAGAGGAGGCAAUGGCCUAUAAGAAGUAUCUUGUGGAUAUGAAUGAAAUGAGGUCGACCAUUCAGUCCACAAUGAAGGAGCAAAUAGAUUUGCAUGAAGAUCUCAAGAUUAAAUUUACUCAAGGGGCCAAGGAACGAAAGGAACUCUACAACAAGGUUUUAGAGUUGAAAGGAAACAUAAAGGUCUUUUGCCGAUGUAGGCCUUUAAAUGCUGAAGAACUUGCAUUGGGUGCUUCAAUGGCUAUUGAUUUCGAAUCUGCUAAAGAUGGUGAGCUCACUGUAACUUCAAAUGGGCUUUCCAGGAAAACCUUCAAGUUUGAUGCUGUUUUUAGCCCUCAAUCAGACCAAGCUGAAGUUUUUGAAGUCAUUGCUCCAUUUGCAUCCUCAGUUUUGGAUGGUUACAAUGUAUGCAUAUUUGCGUGUGGACAAACUGGAACUGGGAAAACCUUUACAAUGGAGGGUGUAGAAGAAGCUCGUGGAGUAAACUUUAGGAUUCUUGAGGAGAUAUUUCACAUAAUUAAGAAGCAACAUAAGCUAUUUCGUUAUGAUGUAUCUGUGAGUGUUCUAGAAGUAUAUAAUGAGCAAAUACGAGAUUUGCUGGGUUCAUGCUCUCUGCCAGGAGUGGCUGCAAAGAGGCUGGAAAUAAGGCAAGUGGGUGAAGGACAGCAUCAUGUCCCAGGGUUGGUCGAAGCACAGGUAAACAGCAUAAGUGAAGCCUGGGAAGUUCUAAAAACUGGAAGCAAUGCAAGGGCAGUUGGCUCAACUAAUGCCAAUGAGCAAAGCAGCCGAUCCCAUUGCAUUCACUGUGUGAUGGUGAAAGGUGAGAAUGUAUUGAAUGGGGAAUGUACAAGGAGCAAGUUAUGGUUGGUUGAUCUAGCGGGAAGUGAGCGAGUAGCAAAGACAGAAGUCCAGGGAGAGCGGCUUAAGGAAACCCAGAAUAUCAACAGAUCCCUAUCUGCACUUGGUGAUGUCAUAUCUGCUCUAGCAACUAAAAGCCCUCACAUCCCAUUCAGGAAUUCCAAGCUCACCCGCCUGCUUCAAGACUCCUUAGGAGGAGAUUCAAAAAAGCUCAUGUUUGUACAGAUAAGUCCCAAUGAGAAUGACCUGGGUGAGACCCUAUGCUCACUGAACUUUGCAAGCAGAGUUAGAGGGAUAGAGUUGGGUCCUGCAAAAAGGCAAUUGGACACUACUGAACUUCUGAGAUAUAAACAGAUGGCUGAAAAAACAAAACAAGACUUGAAGAGCAAAGAUUUACAGCUCAAGAAGAUGGAGGAAACAAUCCAUGGAUUGGAGUUGAAGAUAAAAGAAAAAGACUUGAGAAAUAAGAACCUUCAAGAGAAGGUGAAGGAGCUGGAGUCGCAACUGCUAAUUGAAAGGAAGCUAGCACGUCAGCAUGUGGACUCAAGGAUAGCUGAGCAACAGCAACAACAAAUGAAACUGCAGCAAGAUGAGCAAAAUAGUGCACCACUGAGGCCGCCACUUGCAAAUCGACUACUAGGAACUAACAAGAAUUUCUGUGAACCUAACAGUACUGAAGUGGGCGAAGAUCAAGUAAAUUCCAGUCAACCACUAGUGGAGAACAAUGGCUACAAACCUACAUUUCCCAUUCUUCUAACAGAUGGCAUUGCCAAGUACAUCGAUCCUACAGAAAAAGAAAACAACCCAGAGAUGACUGAACAACUAGGAUUGCCCAAGAGAACUGGCAGAGCCUCAAUUUGCACAACAUCACAUCGGAUCCCAGUAGUUCCAGCGCCAAGGCGCAACUCACUUAUUCCCCUCCCAAACAAGCCAGGUCUAGCACGGCUACCACCUCCAUUACCACCAUCGUCAUUAUGCAAUGAUAUGAAAGAAGAUACAGGAGAGUCAGAAGCUAACUGCUUGCCAGAGCAAACACGUUGCAACAGUCCUAAAGGAAUAAAACAUGGGACCAGAAAGCUAAGCGGCAUAUUGGGUAGAAGCCUUCAAAAGAAAAUUCAGAUGAAAUCUCCAGCACAGCAACAUCUGAGAAAAGGAGGUAUAAAUGUUGGGAUGGAGAAGGUUAGGGUCUCUAUUGGAAGCAGAGGGAGAACGGCACAUAGGGUAUUGCUAGGAAAUGGUAGAAGAGCAGGAAUGAAGGACACUCAGCAGAACAGGAGUCAAAUGGAAAAGGAGAGAGGGUGGAAUUGUUGAAGAUGGCUUUACUGUGACUUACAUUUCCUUCUUGUAUGAUACAAGGAAAAAAGAACUUUAAUUGAUUGUUUAUAGAGCUAAUCAUCUGUUUGAAUAUAGAGCUAAUCAUCUGUUUGAAUCCCUUCAAUGGAUUGGUUGUUGUACAGUAUGUGCUUCUUGCAACAACUGAAUAUUGUUUAUGUGGAAACACUUAUAUAUUUAUUAUUAUUUUAUUUUAAUUA